Malus domestica (apple) is the source of this 1674-nucleotide messenger RNA. Lineage: Eukaryota; Viridiplantae; Streptophyta; Magnoliopsida; Rosales; Rosaceae. The record is from RefSeq and is a predicted model, not a curated record.
AGAUCGUGAGAGUAGUGCUUCCCCACUAUUUAUUUAAUUUUAUUUAAAUAAUAUUGCGCGUGUUAUUCGGUUGCAUCUUAACAAACACCCUCUCUCUGUCUCUCUCAAUAGUCAAGGCUCUUCCUUUUCUUCCUGCCUCAAUUUGUUUGACAAGUCGACGUUGUCAUGAUUGGUGAAUGGAAAUCACCCAAUCCGAAUCCCCAUGCUGAUACUUCUGCUGCUUGUUUCUUCUGGGUGCCUGUGAUCAAUCACUCAUUCAUCCAUCAUCCUGCUUUCUGCAACACAUUUUCUGUCCCCUGUAAAAAGUAAAUACCAGAAAACAGAGCUCAGCAUUCAUUUUUCGUCAACGAAAACAAGAGCCAAGGACGAAAAGAAAGAACAGAAAUCAGGUUGUUGCAGGAUUUCUGUUUCUGGGUUGUCUCCGUUUUCAUGGAGGAUGAAGUCCUCCUCCGUAACUUUACGUGCAGAUCUGAGAAGCGGGAAAUUGUGUUUUUGUAGCAUUCUCCCGGCAGCUUCUCUGCUGUGUAUACUGUUUCUCAUAGUGAGUGCAUACAUAUCAUCAGAUUACAGAGAGAAUUCAUCAUCGUUUUGGAGAGUCACAAACAAUUUGCAGAAUCUAAAGUACAAAUGCAUGAAUCAGAAAAAGCCUUAUGGAAGUGAGCCACUGCCUCGAGGCAUUGUUGCCAAGACUUCUGAUCUGGAAAUGCGGCCGUUAUGGAGUGCUAAAAAGAAGCCUUCAGUUAACUUGUUGAAGAAGAAAGAUGCAAAUUCCUCAACUAGUUUAUUUGCCAUGGCUGUCGGGAUAAAGCAAAAGGAUCUUGUUAGUAAAAUGGUCAAAAAGUUCCUGUCUAGUGGUUUCGUUGUGAUGCUCUUCCAUUAUGAUGGCAUCGUCGAUGAGUGGAAGGAAUUUCAAUGGAGUGACCAAGUUAUUCAUGUAUCUGCAGUCAGUCAAACUAAAUGGUGGUUUGCAAAGCGUUUCUUGCAUCCUGACAUAGUUGCCGAAUAUAGUUACAUUUUCCUCUGGGAUGAGGACCUCGGAGUUGACUAUUUCCAGCCCCAACGGUACAUAUCCAUUGUUCAAAAGGAAGGGCUUGAGAUAUCACAACCUGCACUGGAUUAUUCAAAAUCAGAGGUGCAUCAUCAAAUUACUACGCGUUUGAGAGGAUCGGUAGCACACAGAAGGACUUACAAGUCAAGUAACAAUGGGAAAGGUUGUUAUGAGAGCAGUAGAGCUCCUCCUUGCACCGGGUGGAUAGAAGUGAUGGCUCCUGUUUUCUCUCGAGCUGCCUGGCGUUGUGUUUGGUAUAUGAUCCAGGGAGAUCGAACUAAAAAAGUUGGAGUUGUGGAUGCCGAGUACAUAAUCCAUCACGGCCGCCCUACAUUGGGAGGAGCCUCAGAUGAUCAAAAUAAUCAGGGAUCAUCAUCAUCAUCCUCAAAAUCUACAGGAAACGACCACAGAGUUGAUGUGAGGCGGGAAUCGUUCAAUCAAAUGAAAGUGUUCAGAAGGAAAUGGGAACGAGCCGUCGGGAACGAUAAAUGUUGGAUUGAUCCCUACAAGUAGCCACAAAUUAAUUAGUGCUUGAGCGCUCCUAUAUAUAUGAAUAUCGUCAUCCAUCGUCCUUUAUUUGGAGGAAGCUCAGAGCAGUUGGUGUAAAAUUUGGAGAUCUUCAUACC